AUGCUGGAGCAUUCGGACAAACUAGAAUACACCCACUACAACAUAGCCGGUGGAAACUGGAGCUCCCAAUACCAAGUUGUAACCAACGACACGCCAAUCUAUCAUAUCGAAAACGCCAGCCCAGCCGCCGACAAACCAGAACUAACCUUCUACACGGGCAACAGCACCAAUGGCCCCAUCGCUGCAAGCGGGAAAUACGUCCGCUUCUCAUCAGACGCCAAAAUCACCAUAGGCAAUACACCCAAUGCCGAGACAUCAGGCUGCACCACAACUUUGAGCAAAAAGGGAUUCUUCUCACCACGGCAUAUCUUCCAAAUGGACCUCCGGGGCGAGAAACGUACUUUCACCUGGAAGAAUACCGGGGCACAUGAGAGUUUCGGCCCUAUGGGCAGUUAUAAGCUGGUUGAUGAGCAGGAUCAGGCUGUGGCUGUUCUUUGUCCCGGUGGGGGUCUAGUGCAGAAAGAUGGAUAUUUCCAUGUAUACCCGUCUUGGGGGGACGAGUUUGAUCUGAUGGUUCUGGUGACUGGGCUUGUUGUUCGGGAGAAGAUGCGGCGGGAGAAGGGGGAGAGGUCUUAUGCUGCGGGUGGUGCUGCGUCUGUUGCAUGA
Penicillium nucicola is the source of this 606-nucleotide messenger RNA. RefSeq lists its product as uncharacterized. The record is from RefSeq and is a predicted model, not a curated record. The transcript has a single exon. Bases 1 to 606 code for a protein of 201 amino acids. Lineage: Eukaryota; Fungi; Ascomycota; Eurotiomycetes; Eurotiales; Aspergillaceae.